AUGAGCGUUUUGAGCAACGGUGCCGGGCAAGAUAUAGAAUGGGGCACGGAAGUGAUCGGGCUACAAGACAUCGGUAGUGGUGUGGAAGUGAUGCUAGAGAAGAAGGACGGGCACAAGGAAUCAAUCACAGUGGACGGGGUCAUAGUGAUCAACGUCCGCACCACCUCUGAAAACAUGCGAGAAUGGAUCCACGACCAUAACGGGCUCAGCCUCAUUUAUGGCGAAUCUUUCUCCGCUACCAUGAUGCCACUAUCGUACCCGUCGAUGUACAUUGCGCUCACGAUCCCAUCGAUCUGGCUCGAGCCAAGCCACCAAGAAAAAGGUGCCGAAGAAAGAUGCAAACCCACCAUACACGGCGAGUUUCUGAGGCAACUAGAAAAAGACCCCGGCUGGAAGGAGAAAGAAGCCUUCCGUCUGUGGACCGCAAAGCAGACAGUGGGCGGAAGCGGAAGGGUGGUGCUGAUAGGGGAUGCUGCACAUGGGAUGCCCCCUUUCUGUGGUGCCGGGGCUAGCUCGGCAAUCAAAGAUGCCGUAGAGCUUGUUCGUGUAUUGACCUCCCUAGAAGAUGACGAUGGUGAGCAGACCCAUCCCCGCUCAAAGCGAAGGACCGCUGCUGACGUGACCAGAAUUGAUCAGCAGCUUAACGGCAUUCAGGCAGGAGAUGUGCAAGAGGAAUGA
This is a messenger RNA of Cryptococcus amylolentus CBS 6039, 678 nucleotides long. RefSeq lists its product as hypothetical. The transcript is spliced from 2 exons. Gene Ontology annotation, molecular function: FAD binding. Lineage: Eukaryota; Fungi; Basidiomycota; Tremellomycetes; Tremellales; Cryptococcaceae. The record is from RefSeq and is a predicted model, not a curated record. The coding region runs from base 1 to 678 and encodes 225 amino acids.